This is a messenger RNA of Acanthosepion pharaonis, 2784 nucleotides long. The record is from the annotation of a GenBank genome assembly. Lineage: Eukaryota; Metazoa; Mollusca; Cephalopoda; Sepiida; Sepiidae.
AUGGACGGGCCGGUGUCCCUACUAAUUAGUUACCCGAGCUUCUGUUUUCCUUGCCGGUGUCCACCUACCAAUGCUCGACUACAACCCACACCCAAUUCUGACCCACCCCUCAAAGUGAAUUCGGGCACGAUAUCUCCCUCACUUCCUCCAAUCCGUUUUCAACCCUUGGAUUUAUUUUAUUUUCAUCUUUGUCUUUUCCCUGACAUUCCCCCCUCUUUGUGUUCUCCCCUCUCUCUCCCCCCCUCUUUGUCUCCGUUCCCCCUCUCUCUCCCCCCUCUUUGUCUCCUUCCCCUCUCUCUCUGUCUCCUUCCCCCCCUCUCUCUCUGUCUCCUUCCCCCCUCUCUCUCUGUCUCCUUCCCCCUCUCUCUCUCUGUCUCCUUCCCCCUCUCUCUCUGUCUCCUUCCCCCCUCUCUCUGUCUCCUUCCCCUCUCUCUCUGUCUCCUUCCCCUCUCUCUGUCUCCUUCCCCUCUCUCUCUGUCUCCUGUCCCCCUCUCUCUCUCUCUGUCCCCUCCCCCUCUCUCUCUCUGUCCCCUUUCUCCCCUCUCUCUCUGUCCUCUUUCUCCCCUCUCUCUCACAUCAAAGAAUAAUCUUUUUGUACGUCUACUUAAACACAUAGACCAGAAUACAUUUGUUGUAACUGCUUUUUUUUUCUCCUCCGUAAAUCUGUUUCUCAAAAGGGCAGCCAUUGCUUUAUUCCAAUAUUUACCUUUUUUUUGUGUUCGAUUUUUCUCUCUCGCCUCCAGCCUCAAUACCACCUCCACACAGCCGCGUCCACAAUUAUUCUUUGGAUUCCGUUUUCCUAACACCUUAAAUUAUUUCUUACAUUCUCCUCCCACCACAACCCUAUGUUACUCAUGUCGAUACUCUCUCUCCCUCCUCACUCUCUCUCUCUCACUCCUCCUCCUCUCUCUCUCUCUCUCUCCUCCUCUCUCUCUCCUCACCUCCUCCUCUCUCCUCUCUCUCUCCCCUCUCUCUCUCUCCCUCCUCUCUCUCUCCUCACUCUCUCUCUCCCUCACUCUCUCUCCCUCUCUCUCUCUCUCUCUCUCUCUCUCCCUCUCUCUCUCCCCUCUCUCUCUCCCUCUCUCUCUCUCUCUCUCUCCCUCUCUCUCUCCUCUCUCUCUCCUCUCUCUACCUCCCUCUCUCUCCUCCCUCUCUCUCCCUCUCCUCCUCUCACUCACUCUCACUCUCUCUCACUCAGCUUCCGAAUUAUUUUCCUGUAUCUCUCAACUCCUUUCUUCUUCCUCUUCUCUCUCACUCCCCCUCCCUCAUUGUUUCUUUCUCUCUCUUUCUAUCCUCCACUUCUUCAACUUUUUGUUUACUUUCAAUCAUUUCCGUAUGACAAAACACGCACCUGUUCAGCUUUUCGCUAAUUGCUAUUCGCCUACAUUUAAUUACCGUGCGCCCGAUGACGCCAAAGGCAACGCGCUAUUUCCUCUUGUUCUCUCUCUCUCUCUCUCUUCUUUCUUUCUCAUUUUCUUUCUCUUUCUGUCUCUUUUUUCUUUCUUUCUUUCUUUCUUUCUUUCUUUCUUUCUCUUUCUGUCUUUUUUUUUUCUUUCUUUCUUUCUUUCUCUUUCUGUCUCUUUUUUUUUUCUUUUCUUUCUUUCUUUCUUUCUCUUUCUGUCUCUUUUUUUUCUUUCUUUCUUUCUUUCUCUUUCUGUCUCUUUUUUUUCUUUCUUUCUUUCUCUGUCUCUUUUUUUCUUUCUUUCUUUCUUUCUUUCUCUUUCUGUCUCUUUUUUUUUCUUUCUUUCUUUCUCUUUCUGUCUCUAUUUUUUUCUUUCUUUCUUUCUUUCUUUUUCUUUUUUUUCUUUUCUUUCUCUUUUUUUCUCUAUUUUUUCUUUUUUCUUUCUUUUUUUCUUCUCUAUUUUUUUCUUUCUUUUUUUUUUCUUUCUUUCUUUUUCUUUUUUCUUUCUUUCUUUUUUUUUUUUUUCUUUUCUUUUUUCUUUUUUUCUUUCUUUCUGUCUCUUUUUUUUUCUUUUCUUUUUCUUCUUUUUUUUUUCUUUCUUUCUUUUCUUUUCUUUCUGUCUUUUUUUUUCUUUCUUUCUUUCUCUUUCUGUCUCUUUUUUUUUUUUCUUUUUUCUUUCUUUCUCUUUCUUUUCUUUUUUUUUUUUUUUUUUUCUUUUUUUUCUUUCUUUCUUUCUUUCUUUUUUUUUUUUUUUUUUCUUUUUUUCUCUUUCUGUUUUUUUUUUUUCUUUCUUUUUUCUUUUUCUUUCUUUUUUUCUUUCUUUCUUUCUUUCUUUUUUUUUCUUUCUGUCUCUUUUUUUUCUUUCUUUUUUUUCUUUCUGUCUUUCUUUUUUUCUUUUUUUUUUUCUUUCUUUUCUUUUCUUUUCUGUCUCUCUUUUUUUUCUUUUUCUUUCUUUCUCUUUCUGUCUCUAUUUUUUUUCUUUCUUUCUCUUUCUGUCUCUUUUUUUUUUUUUCUUUUUCUUUUCUCUUUCUUUCUUUUUUUUUUUCUUUUCUUUUUCUUUCUGUCUCUUUUUUUUUUUUUUUUCUUUCUUUCUUUUUUUUCUUUUUUUCUUUCUUUUUUUUUUUUCUUUCUCUUUUUUUUCUUUUUUCUCUUUUUCUCUUUCUGUCUCUUUUUUUUUUUUUCUUUCUCUUUCUGUCUCUUUUUUUUUUUCUUUCUUUCUCUUUCUGUCUCUUUUUUUUUCUUUCUUUCUCUUUCUGUCUCUUUUUUUUUUCUUUCUUUCUCUUUCUGUCUUUUUUUUUUUUCUUUCUUUCUCUUUCUGUCUCUUUUUUUUUUUUUCUUUCUUUCUUUCUCUUUCUCUCUCUCUCUCUCUCAACUUUAUUUGA